Lasiosphaeria miniovina is the source of this 387-nucleotide messenger RNA. RefSeq lists its product as uncharacterized. Lineage: Eukaryota; Fungi; Ascomycota; Sordariomycetes; Sordariales; Lasiosphaeriaceae. The transcript has a single exon. The record is from RefSeq and is a predicted model, not a curated record. The annotation marks the transcript as partial.
UUCUGGCUCGGCACGCGCCUCGUAUUCGCGAGCGGGUCCCCCAUCGACCACAUCCAUACUCACGUCUUCCGGCUACGUCUUGAGCCCAGCCUAACCGCGAGGCUUAUCGGUGUCCUUCUCGACCUCCUCUCCCGAAUAAUACAAACAUGGGCGAAGACGCAAUUUCUCGAGUGGUUCCUUCCCGCGAACGUUAUCCUCAAGAAACAGAAGGAAGGCCAGGAUAACGAAUUCGAGAAGGAAACACAUACGUAUGCAAAGUUACGCGAGAAACGGGGAGUCGUUAUCCCCGCUUGCCAUGGGAUUGUCUCCUGCAGCGGCGGCGAGCAUCAAUCAAUACCGGUGCUAGUGCUCUCGGAUGUCGGAUGCGCUAAGCUUUGUGAACCUGAA